GGUCUCCGCUGCCGCUCGGGCUGCUCGGGCUGCUCGGCCCGCCGCCCCGUGGCGCAUGGGUCUGCUCCGGGGCGGGCCCCCAUGCUCUCGGCCCAUGGCGCGCCUGGGCGCUGUGCGCUCCCACUACUGCGCGCUGCUGCUGGCGGCGGCGCUUGCCGUUUGUGCCUUCUACUACCUGGGCUCGGGCCGGGAGACCUUCUCCAGCGCCACCAAGAGGCUGAAGGAGGCCCGCGCCGGGGCCCCCGCCGCGCCCUCGCCGCCCGCGCCGGAGCUGGCGCGGGGCUCCUUGGAGCCGGCCCCGGGCGCCAAGGCCAAGAGCCUGGAGGGCGGCGGGGCCGGGCCGGUGGACUACCACCUGCUGAUGAUGUUCACCAAGGCGGAACACAAUGCCGCGCUGCAGGCCAAGGCUCGCGUGGCGCUCCGCUCCCUGCUGCACCUUGCCAAGUUCGAGGCGCACGAGGUGCUUAACCUGCAUUUCGUGAGCGAGGAGGCCAGCCGUGAGGUGGCGAAGGCCCUGCUGCGGGAGCUGCUGCCGCCCGCCGCCGGCUUCAAGUGCAAGGUCGUCUUCCACGAUGUUGCCGUGCUGACGGACAAGCUCUUCCCCGUCGUGGAGGCCAUGCAGAAGCACUUCAGUGCCGGCUCGGGGACCUACUACAGCGACUCCAUCUUCUUCCUCUCGGUCGCCAUGCAUCAGAUCAUGCCCAAAGAGAUCCUGCGGAUAAUUCAGCUGGACCUAGACCUCAAAUACAAAACCAACGUCCGGGAAUUGUUUGAGGAGUUUGACAAUUUCCUGCCAGGCGCCGUCAUUGGCAUUGCACGAGAGAUGCAGCCAGUGUACAGGCACACGUUCUGGCAGUUCCGCCAUGAGAACCCCAAGACCCGGGUUGGAGGCCCUCCCCCCGAGGGGCUCCCUGGCUUCAACAGCGGGGUGAUGCUGCUGAACCUGGAGGCCAUGCGCCAGUCCCCGCUCUACAGCCGCCUGCUGGAGCCGGCGCAGGUGCAGCGGCUGGCCGACAAGUACCACUUCCGCGGCCACCUCGGGGACCAGGACUUCUUCACCAUGAUCGGCAUGGAGCACCCCGAGCUCUUCCACGUGCUGGACUGCACCUGGAACCGGCAGCUCUGCACCUGGUGGAGGGACCACGGCUACGGCGACGUCUUCGAGGCCUACUUCCGGUGCGAGGGCCACGUCAAGAUCUACCACGGGAACUGCAACACCCCGAUCCCAGAGGUCUAGGUGCAGGCUCGCCUGCCGUGCCCUCAGGCCUCUGCAUCUGGGGGAGCAGAGGGGCGCCUCUGGGACAGGCCGAGGGGCGGGGUCUGAACUCCUAGAGAGACACUGCAGGGACGUCCUUUGUGAUCAGGUGCUGCAGCUCUCCCAGCCCGCGGGUCGCUGUCCCGAGUCCACCCGGUGACAACUGGCCUGCACAUUGCUGGUGCUCGGGACCGUUUUCCUUCCCCGGGGGACCAGGCAUCCUGAAGGGCAAACAUGGAGACAUCUUCCUGUGGGCCAGAAAGCAAGCGUUUGAAGAGAAGCAAGGAAAGAAAAUGGUGCCUCUUGCCUUCAGCCCCCAAAGAAUGGAAAUCCUUUUAAGAACCGGCCUUUCUGGGACCAAAUAUAAAUUUAUUUUAAAUUGACAGGCGAGACAGAACAAACAGUGCUGCAGCAGCUCCCAGUGAGCUCUAAAUGCAUGAGCCAGGGUUUUAACAAGCGGCCCAGAGUUUUAAGCACCAAACGAAUGCCGACCUUCCAUGUGCGUGCCCCAGGAGGUCGUGUGUUUAUUCCCCGAUGCUCACAUCACCUGGUGUAGGUGUCAGCAUCACCACCUCUUUGGGGAGGGCCUUCAGCACCAACUGUGGCCCACAAAGAAAACUGGUCUUGUUAUUCCAGCGUUCCCAGCUUUUAUCUCCCAACAUCGUCCCAGAACCUCAUUAUCCCUUAUUCAUCUGAGCCAGCUCCAGGUGACCAGACUGUGCCCAGAAAUCAAAUCCGCCAUCAAAGAACCCAGACUGGCCACCCCCAAGGACAUGCAGUAGAAUUGUCCGGACUGGGAAGACUCCCAAAGAGGAGCCCAGCAGUGCCUGAGUGUAGCCGUGUGGCUUGGAAGGAGCGUCGCUCUUAGGCUUGUAAGCAUUCUAGUCUCUUUAUUUAGAGAAAUGGUCCUGAUUUUCUUCUUGCACCACGUCAGACCCUGUGCCUUAGAAGAAAUUAGGGUGUCAUUUCUUUAUUUCUUCCUUUAAUGAGUUCUCCUGUAAGGAGGCUGCAAACAUGGAGCCACUCGUGGUCCAUGUUGUAUAGUCCAGCUGAGGUCCUUGGGGAAGAGAUGUUGUUGGGUUUUCAUCUUAUUUUAUUUACUUUUUUAUUUCUUCUCGCUGUGAGUGAGAAUAGCUAAUAAAUAAUCUUUGAGAACA
This is a messenger RNA of Diceros bicornis minor, 2412 nucleotides long. It is a transcript of the gene XXYLT1, whose product is annotated as xyloside xylosyltransferase 1. The transcript is spliced from 4 exons. Gene Ontology annotation, molecular function: UDP-xylosyltransferase activity. NCBI's taxonomy places the organism in Eukaryota, Metazoa, Chordata, Mammalia, Perissodactyla, Rhinocerotidae. The record is from RefSeq and is a predicted model, not a curated record. The coding region runs from base 56 to 1237 and encodes 393 amino acids.